Molecule: messenger RNA, 2993 nt
Organism: Homarus americanus (American lobster)
Lineage: Eukaryota; Metazoa; Arthropoda; Malacostraca; Decapoda; Nephropidae
Product: glutamate receptor ionotropic, delta-2-like
Exons: 13
Coding region: 165-2225 (686 amino acids)
Cellular component (GO): membrane
Molecular function (GO): glutamate-gated receptor activity
Source: RefSeq, a predicted model, not a curated record
UCACCACGUGUCUCCUGUGACCUGCAGUUCACACCCUGUAAGUCGUCCACCGCGCCCCGUCACCACGUGUCUCCUGUGACCUACAGUUCACACCCUGUAAGUCGUCCACCGCGCCCCGUCACCAAGUGUCUCCUGUGACCUACAGUUCACACCCUAGAACAAGAAUGAAGUUUCGGCGUCCUAAUAAGCCGACAGACUUGACUGAGCGCACUAAGAUAGUGUACAUGUGGAUGGACGGGAUGACCUGCCGUUCCAUUUCACGAACAACAGCGAAUAUGUCAACAACUGUACGCAUGACGACACUCAUUGCGUUGUUGAUGGUGAGAAAGUGUGUCGGUAGUACUGUGGACAGUAAUGCCGGCCUCAGUCACCAAACAGACGUGCUGAUGACAGCUCCCAUGUACCACAGUGGUGUGGUAGUAGAACGGUGGACAGACCAGGUGGGCGAGGUGGUGAGCCAGGUGGUGGAACAGCGCCUUGCUGGGUGUCACUUGGUGCUGGUCGAUACAACAACACAAAGCUUAAUGUUCUCAACGAUGAUCAGACAACUGGCAGCAGACGGAACCAGUGUGGUGGUAAUGGACGCGUGGCGGCUGUUUUCUCAACCCCAGUUGGCCCAAAACCAUGGAACUAUGGAUCAUCUCCUGCAAGCAGUGUGGGGUGACUCUAUGCUCACCUGCCACGCCCUCAUCUUCCUUCUUGAUAACAUUAAUGGCAAACUUGCUUUCAGGUUUCUGGAGUGGUGUGAGCUGUGGCGACGGCCCGAGGUUCGUGUGGUAGUGGUAGGUGGGACGGAGGGCGUGGAGGACGUCCUCUUACAUCACAGUCUCCGCAACACCAUCCACACCCUUUACCUCACCUUCCACCACCUCACUUUUCAUAGCGGCCAGGGACCAUCACCUAACACGAGGCUCAAGAAGGGAAGCACCAUGAGGGCUUUAAUGGAAGACAACAGACAACUAUUAGUUUAUAGGCGGUGUCUGUACUGCAACGGGGGCAAGGCUCAAGUUCGACUUCUAUACCGGGGUGACAUAACCUCUAAGAUACAGCGUGGUAUCAACUUCUUUCCAGAACAAAUGGACAACUUUAUGGGCCAGACAUUCCGGGUGGUGGUGAUGCCUUAUCCGGUUGUCAUUGAAUACGAGAAGGGCAAAGAGCCAGGCACUCCAGUGGCUCCUCAGGAUUCCUUCACCACGCGAAUGCUCGAGACCAUCGCCAAACAACUCAAUUUCAAGUAUGAGCUUCGAGAACCCUUAGACAGAGAGUGGGGUAGUGCUGUAGGUGACGGUAACUGGACAGGGAUCGUUGGCACCCUCCAGCACCAGCAGGCGGACUUCUCCCUCGACCUUACACUCACAGAGUCAAGGAGCCGCGUCAUGGACUACUCCAGGGUCUAUUAUCAGGAUCCUAUGAUUAUUGUGUCGCCAAAGCCUACUCCACUUCCCCGGCAUCUGGCACUCACCAGACCAUUUGAAGGCGAACUUUGGUUGGUUGUUACUGUUUGUACAUUCGUCCUCGGCAUCAUCUUGUGGCUGCUGCAGAAGAUGUGGUCAUGGGUGUCUGGUGACCGAGGCGCCAGUCUGGUGUCUACUCUCUUCGACAGCUGGGGGAUGCUUCUUAUGAAACCAAUAACAGAGAUUCCCACUAACACCAAUGGGCGGGUGCUGGUAGGAUGGUGGUUGCUGACGUGUGUGAUCAUCACCACAGCCUACCGUUCCUCAUUCAUCGCCCACCUGUCCGUCCAGAGCAAAUAUCCACCUAUCAACAACUUUCAGGACCUGCUCAACCGUGACGGCUGGUCUUGGGGUUCUAAGGCUUUGGAAGGAACCACUUAUGUUUACUUCAACCAAAGUUCUGAUCCUGACAUACAAAAAAUAUUCAAGAAAAUCGAAAUUUACCCGAUGGAGGACGGGCUGAAGCGAGUCUUGGCUGGCGGGUUCUCCCUUAUAGUGGUCAAGAUGUAUGCCAAGGUUCACGCGGGAGAGAUCUUCUUCGACCAGUAUGGCAACUCGCCCUACCAGUUGGCCAGAACAGAGUAUCCCAUUUUUGGUGGUAACGUCUGGGGCUUCCGACAAGGAGCACCAUUUACGAGUCAGAUCAGCAAGAUGAAACUACGACUGAUUGAGGCGGGACUUCUGAACCUGUGGCUGGACGACAUCAUAAAAACCAAAAAUGAGUUAAGAAACUCAGAGCGAGAUAAAGAUGAACUUCCACUGAACACUUAGGAGAACUCGAAUCAGGUGGUACUGGGGCUGGACCACCUGCAGGGCGGCUUCUACCUGCUGCUGUUGGGCUGCUUCCUCGCCUUCCUCGCCUUUGUAGCAGAGAUCACAACUCAAUGUUGACUCGAUUAUCAAGAUUCAUAUUUGGUUGCAGAUAAUGAAUCAAUAUUAGGUACAAUAAAUCAAAUGCUUAUUUGAUGAAGUUACAUAAAAUCAGUGUAGAUUUUUCUCUUAAGUCUCAAGGGCCCUGCAAAAGUCCCUUUACAUACUGUAUGCGUUGCACAUGGUCUCGUGAAAUAAAUUUUUUCCUGACAUUUUUAAGAAUUUUUUCCCUACUUACCAGGACUGUAAAGGUGACAUUGUGCCAAAGGAAAAUCUGUAUAAAUUGUCCUUUGUAAGAUUCUAAUAUCUGUAAUUUUUCUACAGUGAAUAGAUAAUUGAAGCUCCUAAAUCUGACACACCAAGUGUUUUGUUUUUGUGACUUUCUCAUAUGUAAAGUCAAUACAUGUUGCUAAGAGUGAAGAUGGCACAGAGACACAUCUUACCACUCACUCAGGGGGGAACACUUCACUUAAGUAUUCCUAUAGAAGUGUACUCAAAACACUUCCCCUGGAGAGAAUUAACAAUGCAUUCUCUCCCAAACUAAGUACCUGUGUAUGUAGACGCUUCAACAACAGAGAAAGUCCAGAACAAAUGUAUACAUAAAUACUGCCACAGUUCCAGAACUAAGUUAAAACAAUUGUGUGUGAUACAAAAAACCGCAAUCACAUA